CACAUAAAGGUUGGAUAAAAUAUCUUCCAAGAGGGGAGGAUAAGCUUCCGUUGAUUUUCAUUCUCACAAGUCACAUACAGCAAAGCCGAACCUUAUCCUUUUGGAAAAUAUCUCUUCUUCUGCUCUGGCUCUACAUAUAUACCAUGAAAUAUUCCAAAACAUAAUAUCCAAAACACUAAACCAAUCUCCUAACAACAACAAAAAAUGCAAGGAGCUUUGUGUAUCAAACCAACCAUUCUUCCUCUUUCUUCACCACUUUUUUCUCCAAAGCUAACUAUUCUUCUUCCUCAGACCAUCACCAACACUAAAGCUUCAAGACUCUCAUCUCUGAGACCAAACACAUCAUCUCCUACAACCUCUGAUCCUCUCACCGUUGACUAUGACUCCCUCCUUUCUGUUUUCCCAGCCGAAGCAUGUGAAGUGAUCAGCGGAUAUGCAUGUUCAGCUGACAUUUCCCCUGAAGUCAAGCUUGAAACAAAGCCCGUCUCACGUUCCGUGGCUUCAGAGUCGGUAAACCGAGAAUACCUAGAGUACAACAACCCCAAAACUGUUUUCGCCGCAGAGGCAUGCGAUGAUCUUGGAGGAGAAUUCUGCGAACCUGACUAUCAAAAAGAUGUCUAUUAGAAGAAAACAGGAUUUGAAUGUGAUGUUGAUAUGUGUUUGUAUCUUUAUAACCACUCAUUAGUAUAUAAAAGAUAGCUUCACUUUAUCAAGACUGAAGUUGUGAACAGACCCAAGUUCCCAAAGUUAAUAAUACAGUAGUGAUUUAAAUUA
Brassica napus (rape) is the source of this 774-nucleotide messenger RNA. Its product is annotated as light-regulated protein 1, chloroplastic-like. Gene Ontology annotation, cellular component: chloroplast. Bases 205 to 624 code for a protein of 139 amino acids. The record is from RefSeq and is a predicted model, not a curated record. The transcript has 3 exons. Lineage: Eukaryota; Viridiplantae; Streptophyta; Magnoliopsida; Brassicales; Brassicaceae.